UUCACAUCACAUUGCAGAGGCAGGAAACGAAUUCAUUUAAAACAUUUCAAAUCAUUUAAUCAAUAUUUCCAAGUGUAUUCUGCUGACAUGGCAAUGCAGAUUUUGCAUUAAACUGGCGAGAUGAGGCCCCUGAAAGACGCCCAGCUGGGAGCCUUCACCUUCUUUGCCUCAGCUCUUCCUCAUGAUGUCUGUGGGAGCAAUGGCCUCCCUCUCACCCCAAACUCCAUCAAGAUCCUGGGACGUUUCCAAAUCCUUAAAACCGUCACUCAUCCCAGACUCUGCCAAUAUGUGGACAUCUCCAGAGGAAAACACGAAAGACUGAUUGUUGUUGCUGAACACUUUGAAAGCAGUUUAAGUGAUUUCCAAAAACAGGGGAAAAAAGCCAGCUCAGAGAAAGUAAUGCAGGUAGCCUAUGAGCUCCUUGAAGGUCUGGACUUUAUGAACAAACAUGGCAUGGUGCACAGAGCCCUCAGCGCACACAAUGUGCUCAUGGACUGCAAGGGGAAUGUCAAGCUGGCAAAGUUUGGCCUUUAUCACAUGACUGAUCAUGGAGCCGAUGUGGAUUUUCCCAUUGGGUACCCAUCAUACCUCGCUCCAGAGGUGAUCGCUCAAGGCUCUUUCCACCCCAGCGACUCCUCCCAUGAUGAAGCUCCUCUGCCUUCAGGACCCAAGACUGAUGUCUGGUCUCUUGGGGUUUUGCUGUUUGAAUUAUGUGCAGGUCGGCGACUGCUGCAGAAUAUUGAGAUCAGUGAGAGGUUGAAAUUCAUUCUGACCUUGGGUUGCAUGGACGACAUUGUCACCGUCCUUGCUGAGGAACACGGCUGUCUGGAUGCCAUUAAGGAGCUGCCUGAGAAUGUUCUUGAGUUAUUAAGGAAGUGCUUGACAUUUCUUCCAUCCAAAAGGCCGACCCCUGCAGAGCUGCUGGGAGACCCUGUUUUUAAUGGCGUCUCCUGCCUCUAUACGCCCUUCAAGAAGCCUGUUAGUCUCUUCUCUUCUUCCCUCCGCUGUGCACAUCUGGAGCUUCCAGACGACAUCAGUGACCUUUGCAAAGACGAUGAUGAGGACUACCUGUCGGAGCGUGCCAUAAAUGAGGUGUACCAUCUGUGGUGUCUGGCGGGGGGGGACCUGGAGAAGGAGCUGACCAACAAAGGGAUCAUACAAUCCAAACCUCCAAUCUGCACUCUCGCAAACUUUGUCCUGGAAGACGGGGAGUCGUUUGGACAGAGAAGGGAUCGGAGUUUCUUGCUUGAUGACACAACAGUGACACUGUCUCUGUGCCAACUAGGAAACAGACUGAGGGAUGUAGCAGGAGAAGCCUAUUACCCUCUACUGGAAGACGAACAGUCAAGUCUGCCCCAGUCCAACAGCAGCAAUGAGCUGUCGACCACCGUCAAGCUCCCACUUAUCAUCCGAGAGAGAGACACCGAGUACCAGCUCAUCCGCAUCAUCCUCUUUGACAGGCUGCUCAAGGCGUAUCCUUACAAGAAGAACUUGGUGUGGAAAGAGGCCAGAGUGGAUAUCCCCCCUCUUGUUCGGGGUCUGGUGUGGGCAGCACUGCUGGCUAUUGAGGGUGACAUUCAAGCCAAAUAUGAGAGCACUGACAAGGAUACCCCGAUCCCAACUGACAGACAGAUAGAGGUGGAUAUCCCGCGCUGCCACCAGUACGAUGAGCUGCUGUCGUCUCCGCAGGGUCACAUCAAGUUCAGGCGUGUGUUGAAAGCCUGGGUGGUCUCUCACCCCGACCUGGUCUACUGGCAGGGUCAGUAUCUGCUGUUUCACUGA
Messenger RNA from Notothenia coriiceps (black rockcod), 1782 nucleotides. It is a transcript of the gene tbck, whose product is annotated as TBC1 domain containing kinase. The coding region runs from base 121 to 1782 and encodes 553 amino acids. Lineage: Eukaryota; Metazoa; Chordata; Actinopteri; Perciformes; Nototheniidae. Gene Ontology annotation, molecular function: ATP binding; protein kinase activity. Gene Ontology annotation, biological process: protein phosphorylation. Gene Ontology annotation, cellular component: nucleus. The transcript is spliced from 17 exons. The record is from RefSeq and is a predicted model, not a curated record.